Carassius auratus (goldfish) is the source of this 1350-nucleotide messenger RNA. RefSeq names its product zinc finger BED domain-containing protein 4-like. The coding region runs from base 49 to 1350 and encodes 433 amino acids. The record is from RefSeq and is a predicted model, not a curated record. The transcript has 4 exons. Gene Ontology annotation, molecular function: DNA binding. Lineage: Eukaryota; Metazoa; Chordata; Actinopteri; Cypriniformes; Cyprinidae.
GAUUCAUAGAUAGAUAGAUAUAUAUAGACAUUAAUAGAAUAGAUAGAAAUGGAGGCUCCACAGAAGAGAUGCCGUAAAUCUGUGGUGUGGGAGCAUUUCCAUUUGGAAACCCCAAAUAAAGUGAGAUGUAUGUAUUGUGAUAGGCAGCUAGCCUACUUCAACAAUACAUCAUCCAUGAUGCGCCAUUUGAGGAGCACUCAUCCUGCCAUUUUGCAGUGUGCAGAGGAUGGUAACAUUCCCCCUGUACCUAGGCCUGCUACUGACACUGCUGGGCCAUCUAAACAAGGCAGACAGAGGGAAUUGGAUGAGGCUCUUGUAGACAUGGUGGUAAAGGAUUUGCAGCCCUUCACUAUCGUGGAGGAUGAGGGUUUCAUGGCUUUUGUGAACAAACUUGAUCCAAGCUAUGUCCUCCCAUCCCGGAAGGCACUUAAAACGAUGGUAACCGAAAGGUACAACAUUUCUAAGGAGAAGACAAUGGAGGACCUAAAAAAGGCAGAUUUUGUUAGCCUUACAGCUGACAUGUGGUCCUCCAUUAAUAUGGACGGAUACCUUGGUGUUACUUGCCACUACAUAACACCAGAGGCAAAGCUGGCAACUGUUGUACUGGGUGUAAGGAGGUUUUACCAAACACACACAGCCCAGCAUCUCAUGGAGGCUAAAGCUUUGCUAAUGGCCGAGUGGGGAAUAACCACCAAAGUUCAGUGUAUGGUGACUGAUAAUGCAUCCAACAUGAUCUUAAGUGCCCAGCUACUGAACCUUCGGCAUGUCCCAUGUUUUGCCCACAAUUUAAAUUUAAUUGUAAAAAAGGCCCUAGAUCAAACCCCACUCAUCAAUGAAAUACGACAGAAAGCCAGAAAGAUAGUGGGGUUAUUUAGAUCCAGCUGCAAAGCAAAGGACAAGCUUGUGGAGAUGCAGGGCUUGAUGGGCAGACCAGCUCUGAAACUGAUGCAGGAGGUGGACACAAGAUGGAACAGCACUUACGACAUGUUGCAGCGCUUGUAUGAGCAACGAGAGCCAGUGGGUGCAGCGCUAUCAAAUUUAAACAGUGAUACUGCUCCGCUGACAAGUUUUGAGUAUAACAUUAUACAAGAAUCAUUGUCACUACUGCAGCCUUUCAAACUCGCAACGACAGAGUUGUCAGAGGAACAGAGAGGCACACACCUGCAAGAAGGUCUGCACUCAAGAUGUGGUGGGUACGAGUCAUUCAGAGCCUUGGCUCUGGCUACACUGCUGGACCCAAGGUUCAAAAAUGUGGGUUUUGGAAAUCCUGCCAAAGCCCAGGAGGCUGAAAAGCAGAUCACACUGGAGUGUGCUUCGCUGAUGCGUUCAAACACAGCAACUCCUGUUUAG